This is a messenger RNA of Ilex paraguariensis (yerba mate), 793 nucleotides long. NCBI's taxonomy places the organism in Eukaryota, Viridiplantae, Streptophyta, Magnoliopsida, Aquifoliales, Aquifoliaceae. The record is from the annotation of a GenBank genome assembly.
AUGGAACCUUCAAUUUCUUCAUGGCUAUUCAGAAUCUUCAUCACCUUUUUCAUUUGCUUUCUGGGGUUUGCUUCUUCGGAUUCUUCUCGUAUGCCUACUAUUACUAUGAACUCUACAGCUGAGUUUCAGAACCACACCGCGAUAUCGGAGUUUCGGAUACUGAACAGAAAGGCUUUGGGUGAUUGUCCUGAUCCAAACCCUUAUCUCCAAAUCAACGUCAGCUCCAAAUCUGGCCUCUCCGACGAAGAAUAUGUCUCUGUUACUCUGAGCGGAGUCUUGGUUCCUGCCGAUAGUGAUUGGGUUGCCAUGAUCACACCUGCUCAUUCUGAGGUUUCAAGUUGUCCUUUUAAUGGUAUUCAAUAUCAGCAGACUGGAGAUUUUAGCAAACUUCCUCUUCUCUGCCAUUAUCCUGUAAAGGCGCAGUAUGUAAGCAAUGAUCCAGAUUACCUGAGUUGCAAGAAGAAGGAAUGCAAGAAAUAUAGAAAUGGUGUGUGUGUUUUAACCACCUGCAGUGCCUCCUUAAAAUUUCAUGUCAUCAACUUCAGAACAGACAUUGAGUUUGUGUUCUUCGCCGGUGGAUUCGAGACGCCUUGCAUUUUGAAGAGAUCUAACGCAUUGAGUUUUAACACUCCGAAAAUGCCAUUGUAUGGACAUCUCUCAAGCAUUGAUUCAACCGGAACAUCGAUGAGAUUGACAUGGGUCAGUGGCGAUAAAGAACGUCAACAAGUUCAAUAUGGAGAUGGCAAGUCUCAGACAUCAGCUGUUACUACAUUUUCACAACAUGACAUGUGCA